Messenger RNA from Arabidopsis lyrata subsp. lyrata, 1918 nucleotides. RefSeq lists its product as uncharacterized. NCBI's taxonomy places the organism in Eukaryota, Viridiplantae, Streptophyta, Magnoliopsida, Brassicales, Brassicaceae. The coding region runs from base 528 to 1145 and encodes 205 amino acids. The record is from RefSeq and is a predicted model, not a curated record. The transcript has 3 exons.
CAUACACAAAUGAGGCGAAGAACUCCUCCUCUUGGUUCUCCAACUUCACCGAACAAGUAAUUACUUGAUCACUCUUAUAAAAAGGACUUAGUCUCACAUUAUGCUGCCAUAAUACCCAUAUGCGACCUCUUGCAUUAUACUCAUAGUUUGUUAAAAUGGACCAGUCUCGAAAUAAAUGGUGCCCCAACCUCUGCGCCUUCCCCUCCCUAACUCUCGUUUCCAACAAGCAACCAAACUGAAAAUUAUUACCAUCAACCCACUUUUUUAUUACGGAAUGUUUUGAAGUUUUGUUGAGGCCACGAACAUUCCAUAAGAAACCCGACAUUUAAGAGUGCUUGGGGGGAAUCCUCUUACUCUGAUCUCUAGAGGAGUCUCUAGUCGAUGGAGCUUGAAGGUGAGAUAGUGUUUUAUGGGCUGUUUUCGAUUCCCUCGGCAAAGAUGGUCGCAAAGAUCCCUCCUUUUGAGAACGACUCUUUGCAGCUGCACCUUGUUUUUGAGUAGACACAUUGACUAUAUUCGCUGAAGUUAUGGGAUUAGUCACAGAAUUCUUUCCCACAAGGUCCUCUGUUUUGUCUAUCUCUGUUUCUUCUCCUUCCAGAUCCAAAACAGAGUAUGUAUUGGUUAGGAGAGAGACUUCCCCAAAUCGUAAUCCAUCCUUUUUCUUUCCCGGGCUGCUUCUUCCUCCCGACUUUGGAGUGACCCACCCUUCAGUCUCCUCCACAAUCUUCUCUACAGCUACCGCCUUGUUUUUUUUCUCCUCAGUAGCACAGUCUAUUAUAGUCGUAACUGUUUCAGUUUCCGGUAUAAUAGGGCUAGCAUUGGUCUCCUUCUUCUUCUUCUUCGAUAGAUCGCCUCUCUUCUCUUCUUCGGCGAGCAUCUCCUUCUUGCUUCUAUUCCUUUUAUUCGAGCUUCUUUCUCUAUCGUGGUGCAAAGCUUCUCCAACGACAGCUAGAGGUCACAACUCUCAUCGAUCACCAGUCACCGUCACGAUGAAAGUCUCUGCCGCCGUCUUCAACCACCACUUUGAUUUUCUUCGCUCUCUUCCUCUGAUUUCCUUUACCGUGAGCUCCGUCACGUCUCUUGCUCGGCUGACAUUGCAACCGGCUGCUCCCUUUCUCUUUAGCUUUAGGACACUUUUUCUCUGACUUGAACCACCACCUCGGCUUUCACUACCGUAGUAUGGUUGGCUUCUCCUCAAGUCAUCACCUUAGCUUUAGCAUUGGUCGUUUGGUUCCUCAAAUCUGCACCUCGGUUUUUUCUCUAACCUUAGCAUGUUAGGCUCUUGAAUCAUCAACCUCCGCUUUCUCGGACUUGGUUUGUUUGAUCCUUCACCUCCACUUUGGUCAUUCUAACCUUGGCUUCUCUUUCUCCUUCUCGUUUCAGCUUAGGAACCCCUUCGGAUUCUCAGCCUCAACAAGCAUCUUCAAGCUUCACCAAUACAAUAUCGAAGAAGGAUUGAAUUCAUCACCUUUCACAACACCAUCUCCACACCGUUGUCUUCAUUGCUUCUUCCAGAAGAUCUCCUUGUCUCCUUGGAUGCACCUGAAGCCCUCCUUCUCUAAGGUACGGUGUGAAAUAGUUUGUGUAGGUUGGUGGUGCCCUUGUCACCACAUCUCUUUCCUUCUCUUCUUCUCCGACAUAGUCUCUCUGGUUUUGCUCUCCUUUUCUCUUCUUUCUUUUUUUUUUCUCCUUCAGCAGCAUCUCGGGCUGCAUCAUCUCUUCCUCUUCUUACAGCCUUUUGUGCUGUGUCUUACACCCUUCUUCUUUUCUUCAGUCUCUGUCUUAGACUGACAUCUUCUCCCUCUCGGCCUCACCUUUCUCACGAUCUCUCUAUAUUUUACUCUUUCUUUCUCAUUUGUGUUCACUUGUUCUAGAGAGAAAACAAGAACACAUUUACUUUAAUCUUCUACAUUGAUAA